AUGCGGAGACAGAGCAGGGGGAGCGUUGCUGCAGCAGAGUACAGCGAAGACAGGCUGCAGCAGGAUACGGGUGCAGCAGCAAAUGCAGCAGCAGAUGCAGCAGCAGCAACAGCAGCAGCUGCUGCUGCUGCUGCAAGAGCCAGCCAAUCGAUACUAGUGAAGGAGGAGGAUGAUCUGUCUCUCUUGGGGCGUCAAAGCAGCAGCAAAAAAAGAGAAGCAGAAGCACCCAUCCCCCAGCAGCAGCAGGAGCAGGAGCAGCAGCAGCAGCAGCAGCAGCAGCAGCAGGAGCAGCAGCAGCAGUAUAAACCUGAUAUAGAGACAGUGCAAAUGCUAAUGCAACAAAACCCACAUUUAGGGCCCAAAGAAAUCAUAAAAUUGGCGACGGAAUUCACAAAAAAACAAAAAAUUAAUCAAAGAAAAACCCCGUGA
This is a messenger RNA of Eimeria mitis, 429 nucleotides long. RefSeq lists its product as uncharacterized. The transcript has a single exon. Lineage: Eukaryota; Apicomplexa; Conoidasida; Eucoccidiorida; Eimeriidae. The record is from RefSeq and is a predicted model, not a curated record. Bases 1 to 429 code for a protein of 142 amino acids.